CUGGAAAUGGAUAGUGGUUCCGACUUCGGGAUGGCCUGCCCUCGACCAACGCUAAAAGAGUGACCAUUGCCCGGCCAAAUCGAGCAUAGCAGGCUGGUCCCAGGGCGUGCUGGGGGAGCUCGACUCCGACAGACUCUCCUGCGCCGGCGGCACUCUCCUGUCAUUAUCAGAAAAGUUCCACCUGUGCCGGAAUGCGAUUACCCAACAGGCACAGUUCCCAAGGCUUCUGGCUGUCCAGCGGUGGAGGGAGUGGAGGGCGCGAAGUGGUCUGGUUGGCGAGAAAUAGUCCUGGAGGCCUUUAAGCGUGAAUAUCCGGCACCACCGUCCCAGUAACCGGACCCUGUCUACGUUGCGUUGUUCUCCGCGUGCCCCCCGCUAGAGAGACAGACGCCCUGCGGACAGCCCGCUAAGUUAAGGUACAGAAAUGGGUGAGCCCAUCGUGCCCACGGAAUGGAUUGAAAUAAAAAGCCAGCCCUCUGCUCCGCCCCGCGGAACGCGAGCUGGUGUCUCCUCGAGCCUGUCGUCUGUCUGUGUUCUAGGAGUUGCUGCUGCUGCUGCUGGGCUUGGUUGGGAACAAGAAAACAGACCUCUCCGCUCUCUGUUUGUUGUCCGACGAACCUCUAGGAAUACUCACCCUCCCCGCAUCGUGGUGUGGACAGUCUACAAACAUGGCUUCGGUUCUUCGAGCAUCGCGUGGCCUGCGCUCAACAGGCCGUCUGGCGAGCUCUUCUAUUAGAUACACGGCCGUUCGGUCAUUCACAGCGUCGAGUGCCUGCUCCGCGCAGUCCUCAUUCCUGCCCGAUGAGCCUGUUGCGCCCAAGGUGGUGACGCCCAUCCCGGGCCCCAAGAGCCAGCAACACAUUGCCGAGCUCACCAAAGUGUUUGACACGCGGAGUUUGAACAUGUUGGCCAACUACCAGAAGAGCUAUGGCAACUACAUCUCAGACCCAGAUGGCAAUGUGCUGCUGGACGUCUAUGCCCAGAUUGCUUCCAUCCCUGUUGGCUACAACAACCCGACGCUUCUCGAGGCUGCCAAGUCGGACCAGAUGAUCUCCUCCCUCAUCAACCGGCCCGCUCUGGGUAACUUCCCUUCGCACGACUGGGCGUCCAUUCUCGAGACUGGGAUCCUGCGCGUGGCGCCCAAGGGCUUGAACCAGGUCUUCACCGCCAUGGCAGGCUCCGACGCCAACGAGACGGCGUACAAGGCCGCGUUCAUGUGGAAGAAACAGCAAGAACGAGGCGGCCCUGACGUCGAGUUCACCGAGCAAGAGUUGACCAGCGCCAUGAAGAACCAGAAGCCCGGUUCGCCAGACAUGUCCAUCAUGUCCUUCAAGACCGGCUUCCACGGCCGUUUAUUCGGCUCGCUCUCCACCACCCGCAGCAAGCCCAUCCACAAACUGGACAUCCCGGCCUUCGACUGGCCGCAAGCUCCGUUCCCCAACCUCAAAUACCCUCUUGAACAGCACGCCGAAGAGAACGCGGCCGAGGAGAAGAGAUGCUUGGAAGAAGCCGAGAACAUCAUCAAGACCUACCACAACCCUGUCGCAGCCGUCGUGGUCGAGCCUAUCCAGUCCGAGGGUGGUGACAACCAUGCCAGCCCGGCCUUCUUCCGGGGGCUCCGAGAGAUCACUCGCCGCCACAACGUCCUGCUGAUCGUCGACGAAGUUCAGACUGGUGUCGGUGCCACUGGCAAAUUCUGGGCCCAUGACCACUGGAACUUGCAAGACCCUCCUGACAUUGUCACCUUCUCCAAGAAGGCCCAAACUGCCGGUUACUACUUCGGCAACCCGGCCCUCCGCCCCAACAAGCCAUACCGUCAAUUCAACACCUGGAUGGGCGACCCAGCCCGAGCCAUUCUUUUCCGAGCCAUCAUCAAUGAGAUCGAAAGACUGAACUUGGUCGAGCACACGGCCAAGACUGGUGACUACCUCUUUGGCGAGAUUGAGAAAUUGGCCAAGAAAUACCCCGAGCAAUUCCAGAACCUGCGAGGCAAGGGUCAAGGUACCUUCAUCGCUUUUGACAACCCCAAGCGUGAUGAGUUCCUGGCCAAGGCCAAGACCCUCGGAAUCAACAUUGGUGGCAGCGGUGCCUCUGCGGUCCGACUGCGGCCUAUGUUGAUUUUCCAGAAGCAUCACGCCGACAUCCUCCUUGAUGCAUUCGAGAAAUUGGCAAAGUCUUUGUAAAGCGAGGUAUAGCUGAGUAAAUAAAAAGGAGGUCUUUGCGUUGGAACUUGAUUGCAUGAAUCUGGUGUGCGCCUUUUUUUUUUAGCUUUUGCAGCAUUUGGCGUAGUCCAGGACGAAAAUAUAAUGCUGCCGUCAUGCAAAUCUGAGUAUCAGUUUGUAGCCAUAAUGUUCAGCUCUUUCUGGCACCAGUAGUACGAGCCUCGCCCCUGUGAAGUCCGCGGCAUAAUAGAGCAUAAAGCACAG
Molecule: messenger RNA, 2426 nt
Organism: Exophiala dermatitidis NIH/UT8656
Lineage: Eukaryota; Fungi; Ascomycota; Eurotiomycetes; Chaetothyriales; Herpotrichiellaceae
Product: 4-aminobutyrate aminotransferase
Exons: 1
Coding region: 669-2183 (504 amino acids)
Biological process (GO): GABA catabolic process
Cellular component (GO): mitochondrion
Molecular function (GO): pyridoxal phosphate binding
Source: RefSeq, a predicted model, not a curated record